Molecule: messenger RNA, 1425 nt
Organism: Capsicum annuum
Lineage: Eukaryota; Viridiplantae; Streptophyta; Magnoliopsida; Solanales; Solanaceae
Product: nudix hydrolase 20, chloroplastic
Exons: 10
Coding region: 70-1251 (393 amino acids)
Molecular function (GO): 8-oxo-dGDP phosphatase activity
Source: RefSeq, a predicted model, not a curated record
CAUAUUUAACUUCCGGACUACUACGGAUUAUAAGAUAGGGUCUAGCGGCUUUGGGUGAAUUAUUGCAAAAUGAGUUGCAAUUACUUGUAUCGCUCCUUUUCGCAGAGUCUCCCUCACUUCAUUUCUUCUUCUUAUUAUACCCCAAUUGCUCCUUCCAUUGCCAGUCUUAAAUCUUUAUUUUACCCUUCCCGGCGGCGGCAAUUGCAUACAUUUGCCAUUUCAGCCGGCAAUAGGUUCACCUGGGACGACGUUUUUCUAGUACCUGAAUCUCCUCAUAAUGACCCUUCAGCCCUCUCGGCUUUUUUCGAUAAAAUCAAGCUCUGUAAUCGCGAUUUGGAGAAGCAAUGUGAGUUCAUGCCUUUCGUCAUUGAGGACCAAAUAAUCGGCUACAUUCACCAUGGGUUUGCUGAUUUUCUGAAGCCAUUUGACAAUGUAUUCAUUUUCCCACAAGAUAAUACCUUUGGUAGUCAUCUUGGAUGUCAUUGCACUUUACAUCCAAACCUGAGUACACCCAAUGAUCGAACUAAAGCUGUAGCCAAUGUCAUUAUGUCUUUGGGCGAACUAAUCCCCGGCAUAAGAAAUGAGUUAUAUCCAGUUUCUUCAGCUUUCGGGGAACCAAUAUUUUUCUCACUUGAACGGGCUGCUGCACCAUACUUUGGGAUAAAGAUCUUCAUGGUGGUAAGUGAUGGAGGUUUCUGGCAGUUAUCAUUUUUAUUUUGUCUGGAACAUCGAGAUAAGGCUUAUGGAGUUCAGAUGAAUGGCUAUCUUGAAAAAGAUGAACAGAAAUUUCUAUGGAUAGGAAAGAGAAGCGAACAAAAAUCUACCUAUCCUGGAAUGCUGGAUCAAUUAGCCGCUGGGGGAUUGCCACAUGAUAUUUCUUGUGGAGAAAAUCUUAUUAAGGAAUGUGAAGAGGAGGCAGGGAUACCAAGAUCUAUUUCUCUUAAAGCUAUACCAGUUGGAGCUGUGUCCUACACUGACAUAGAAGGGUAUAGGAUGAAGAGAGAUGUCCUCUUUUGUUAUGAUCUUAAGCUUCCUGAUGGCUUCAUUCCUCAUAAUGAGGAUGGGGAGGUAGAAAGCUUUCAAUUGGUCCCAGUCACACAAGUAGCAAAUAUCAUCCGAAAAACAUCAUUCUUCAAAGCAAACUGCAAUCUUGUCAUUAUUGAUUUCCUUAUCCGGCAUGGGCACAUCAGACCAGAAGAGUUUGGGUACCUAAGGCUACUGCAGAGUUUGAGAAGUGGGUAUUUCUCCUAAGUAUAAUCAGCUUCCCUUAUGCUUGGGGUUCUUUCCUUGUUUUGCCAUUUCUCAAAUGAGCACAUCUAUUUGUGGGUGACAAUGGACGGCCAAGUUGUAUAAUUGAUCUAGAGCACCCAUUCUUGAUUCUUGAAUAUUUUACAAGUAUAAAGCCCUUCUGUGGACUUGCUGCCU